Messenger RNA from Gossypium raimondii (Peruvian cotton), 1202 nucleotides. Its product is annotated as protein SMALL AUXIN UP-REGULATED RNA 16. Gene Ontology annotation, biological process: response to auxin. Bases 585 to 965 code for a protein of 126 amino acids. Lineage: Eukaryota; Viridiplantae; Streptophyta; Magnoliopsida; Malvales; Malvaceae. The transcript has a single exon. The record is from RefSeq and is a predicted model, not a curated record.
AAAGUCUCAAAACUCAUAUUUAAAAAGGUAAAAUUCAAUUAAAAAGAACACAAAUGACUUGAAUGUAAAUCUACUAUCAACCAUAUAUGAAAUAUCUGACCGAACCCAAAUUCAUCUCACCUGUAAUGUGCUCAAAUGACAGGUGUAAGUCAGAUUCAUUCAUUCGCAUGUUUUGGAAAGGACGGACGACUUUCCCUUUAGAUUUUACGGUGAAAUCGUAGGAUUCGAUUUCGAUUUUGACAUAACCUACGGCAUGGUAAACACAGCUCAACCAGUCCAGGGAGGCAGAGACACUGUGGCAAACAUCAAAACAAUUGCAUAGAUGUACUGUAUACCGCGUUUCGAAAGAGCCCACCGGUCUACGAGAAAGCAUGGAAAUUAAAUAUAUGGAGUAUCGAAGAUGGCAUUAAAUGACAAGUUUGGCUCCAACCAUAUGAAAAUGGCCCCCAUAAUGUCUCCCAGAAAUUUCACAUUGGCUUCCAUUUCCUUCAACUCCCCAGUAUAAAUGCCUCUCUUAGGAUCCACCAAUCAAUCACAAAACCAAACACUAGAGUAUUUCCAAGAGUUAUCCAGAGUGCCUGAAAAUGCAGCAGAACUGGGAACAACGUCAUACAGGGCUUGUAAUAAUUAGGCUUUUGACGAAAAAGCUAAAGAGUUUUCUCUCAGAGUUACCGUCAAGGGGCCGCGAUGGAAAUAACAUUGAGUUUGAUGAGGAUGUGGAAGAAACAAAGAUACCAAACGAUGUGAAGGAAGGACAUUUUGCAGUAAUUGCAGUCAAAGGUGGAAAAUCAAAGAGGUUUAUCUUGGAACUGAGUUAUCUGAGGAAUCCAGCGUUUUUAAGGCUAUUAGAGCAAGCUAAAGAGGAAUAUGGAUUCCAACAAAUGGGACCUCUAACUGUCCCUUGUCAACCUGAAGAGUUACAGAAGAUCUUAGAAGACAAAAUAAAGAAAACUACUAGUCUCUAGGUGUAGUUCCAUUAUAUUGUUUUCUGACAGGAUGAUUAAGCUAAUGUUAUUCCUUUUUUUCCCCUAUUAGUUCAAUGCUCCUGCAUGUAAAAUUCCAUACUGUUUACGACUUCUGCAGAAACAGAAGCAUACACCAGAGUGUCGAUGUAUGUAUGUAUGCAUGCAUGCAUGCAUGCAUGUAUCUGCACAAUGUCAUUCUUAUGAGAUACAAAUAUUCCGAGGAAGAUUCUUAGAUCA